UUCUUCCAAUAGCGACUAACUGCCAAACAAGGUGGAAGUCUCUCAGAGACCGCUUCGUCCGGGAGACAGGCUUACAGAAGAAGAAGUCAGGAUCUGGUGCCGAAGAUGGAGCCACAUGGCAAUAUUUGGAAGCCAUGGAUUUUAUGCGAGACUUCGUUGCUCCUCGAAAAACAUUUUCCAAUCUGGAUUUUACUUCACAGGAGGAGGAAAUAAACGGCAUCAGCCCGUGCAACGUGACCGAAACCUCUUAUUAUGAGGAGUAUGAAGUAAGCUCUCCUCUUCCUUCUGUUCCGGCAAACGACACGGAGCAGUCCAACAGCGCAAAAAAAAAUAAACGGCGUCGUGUAGAAGACGAGGCGAACGAGAGGUUCGGAUCACUAUGCGUGGCGGUCAAUGAAUUUGUUGGCUCCAAAUCCGAAAGCUUUAAUAAUAGCCGCAAUUUUGAGUUUUAUAAAGUUCUGGACAGCUAUGUAUUGAAACAUCCGGAGCAGGCCCAAUCAAAGUUGUGA
This is a messenger RNA of Rhagoletis pomonella (apple maggot), 509 nucleotides long. RefSeq lists its product as uncharacterized. The coding region runs from base 135 to 509 and encodes 124 amino acids. NCBI's taxonomy places the organism in Eukaryota, Metazoa, Arthropoda, Insecta, Diptera, Tephritidae. The record is from RefSeq and is a predicted model, not a curated record. The transcript has 2 exons.